AUGUGUUUGGAAUUGAACAAGUACCAAAUAGAAGAGCAUAUGGUGGAUCCUUGUCAACAGUUUGAGAAGAGGAAACAUUGCUGGAUAAAACUCAAAUUUUCCAAUUCAAUUCAUCUGCGAAAAAAAAUCUAAAUUUCAGUAGCAAAGAAGAAUCCUUAGCAAACACUACUGACUGAUAUUAUUCCAUAACAAUAAGAUGAUAAUUAGAGUUAAAAUUCACAAAAAGUAAGAAAACCAAGAGCUCCUCGUAAACCAAAGGAAACAGUGAAAUCUGAAAUAGAAUCUCAGAAAGAUAAUAAUGAAAUCGGUGAAGAAAAUAUAAUAGAUCCUUUAAAUAAACCAGAGAAAAAGGCAACCAAGAAAUAAACAUAAAAAGCUGGCUAGUCAAUUAACAACAGACAACAAUUCUAUGUUAAUUCUCACAUUAGAUUAAAAUAGCUGCUUGAUGAAAAUGUAGAUUAGCCUGACAAAACUUUGAUUAUGAAUAUCUAGGAAAAGGAAAAAUCUCCUUUGAAAGAGCAGGAAUGCUUAGAUAAUCAAAGAGAAGAAGAGUCUAUAGGGAACUAUCAUGAACCUAGUGGGAUUGCAGAAUAUGAAAUAAAUGAUAAUAAGUGGAAAUACUAAAGAGACAACAAGAUUAUUGAUUUUCAAUUCGAAAUACAAGAAAAGAUUAAAUUGCUUUAAGAGUAACGAGAGAAGGAAUAAGAAAUAAAAUUCUAAGAAUACAUGGAAAAAUAAUAGCCGAUUGAGGAGAUUUAAAAGAAGAUUCCAGAUAAGUCAUCAUCAAGAGCAAGUUUUUAACAAGAAAACAUAAUGAAUGUAGAAUUAGAAUAACUAGAUAAUCUUGAUUGCAUUCUGGAAAUGCCAAAGGAGACCAAAUAAGUUCAUAAUGAGUAGGAAAGAAUAAAUAUUAAAUAAGAUGAAGGAUACACACCGGUAAAAUAGAUAUUGCAUUUUUAAUAGAAUUCUCCAUUUUAUGAGGAAUAAGAUGACAAUGAUGAAUUGCUAGCAUAACAGUACAGAUAGUGCAUAUAAUUUCUAGAAAAGAAGAAUAAUUUUCAAAUUUAAGAAAACCUAUAGCAAUAAGCAAUUUAAUAAAAAGCAGAGCUACUUUAGCCUGAGAUUGCUGAGGAAUAAAUAUCGAACUUCUCAGAAGAAAAAUAACACUUAUCAAUAAGAGAUAUCAAACAAGAAGAGAAAGAAGCUAAGACUAAAAAGAGAGAAAAACCAACAAAAGAUUUUAAUAGAAAAACUAAACCUAAAAAGAAAAAAUUAGAUGUUAAGCUAAAGGUUAAUAUUUUUGCCACUUAAGCGAUUGUGAAAGUAUAAGUUGAAGAUAUUGAAGACUCAAGAGAUGAAAUUAUAGACUUAGAAGAAUUAAGAUAAAAAGCAUCUGGCUAUAAAUUAAAAAACGAAGUGCUAGAAAUAGAAAAUAAGAACGAGUAUCAGCAACCAUAGAUUGAUAUUAAAAUUGAUAAUGAAGUUUACAGUGAUUUCGAUAUGCUUUCAGAGAGAUCUGAGUUUAGUAAUUUUUAUGCUGUUGAUGCCAAACUUAAUAAACCUCAAUAAAUAUAUUCUUAGCAGCCCACAGCCUACGGUGGAACCUUUGGACUUGAAUUUAUGAAGAAAUAAAGAAUAAAAUUGAGAUCACCUAUAAUGACUCCUUAAGUUAAAUAGAAUACUUUUGCUUUAGAUGGGAAUAUUGAUUUUAUAGAGAUGUAAUAGUAUCUAGAAUCGUACGGAAUCAAAAUUAAAGGACUAUCUAAAACUACAACAAUUAGAAUGUAUCAUGAAAUGAAGUAAUACUUAGCUCAGGGUAAAUUACCCGAAUUUCUUAUUUCUUGA
Stylonychia lemnae is the source of this 1845-nucleotide messenger RNA. Lineage: Eukaryota; Ciliophora; Spirotrichea; Sporadotrichida; Oxytrichidae. The record is from the annotation of a GenBank genome assembly.